This is a messenger RNA of Rubroshorea leprosula, 1292 nucleotides long. The record is from the annotation of a GenBank genome assembly. NCBI's taxonomy places the organism in Eukaryota, Viridiplantae, Streptophyta, Magnoliopsida, Malvales, Dipterocarpaceae.
CCUUUCGGUUGGCAGUUUCCGAAUUACGCAGAAUCGAAACCAACAUUCGCGAAUCGCGGCUUGGGCUCUUCCUCUCAGGUCAUCUUGAUCAGUUCCAUUAAAGGUUUCAAGAACAACUACUCUUUGUUUUCAUAUUGGACUGUGGAGGAUGGCUGAGGAGGGUUACAAGGUCUCCUUAAAUGUGUAUGAUUUGAGCCAAGGACUAGCUCGGCAGCUGUCCACAUCCUUCUUGGGGAAGGCUAUAGAGGGAAUAUGGCACACAGGAGUUGUGGUUUAUGGUAAUGAAUACUACUUUGGAGGAGGUAUCCAACAUUCUCCAGCUGGAAAAACACCGUAUGGGAGACCAAUUAGGGUUGUAGAUUUGGGUGUCACACAUGUGCCCAAGGAUGUUUUUGAAAUGUAUUUGCAGGAAAUCAGUGCCCGAUAUACGGCCGAGACCUACAGUUUGCUCACUCACAAUUGCAACAACUUCAGCAAUGAGGUUGCUCAAUUUUUAGUGAGCGCAAGUAUUCCAGACUAUAUUCUGCAACUACCAAAUGAAGUUAUGAGCAGCCCAAUGGGUGCCCUUAUAUUGCCUAUGAUUCAGAACCUGGAGACAACUUUGAAGGCUGGUGCUGUCCCUCAAGUUCCUCAAUUCAGACCUGUAUCAUUGGGCCAGCCUUCCCAGUCCUUAAAUGCUGAUGUAAACAAAUCAUCUGGCAGUAGUAGCCCUAGUCCAUCCUCUGGAGAAGUGCGGGAUGUCAAAGCUGUGGGACAAGCUAUCAAGUCUGAGAAGACAAAGACACCAGAAAAGAGCAUGCCUCCUACAGUCAAACCUGCAGGAUCAAAGGAGAAAUCACCAGCCAAUGGAGUCACAAGGGAUCCUCUUGGAGAUGCUCGGAGCAAGGUGCAGGAGGAGAUAAGCCGUGAAUUUGCUGCAAUAAUGGCAACUGGAACUUUGCGGGCAAGUGAGGCAGCCACACUGGCAACACGGAGAGUGAUGCAGAAGUAUGGGCAUCAGAAUGUUGCAAUGCCACAAAGUUAGAGACGGGGAAAAGGCUUUCUUAUUUUUAAAAGGUCCUGUUUUGAUUCUCCCAUUGUUGGGUUUCAAUGCCCAUGAACUUAUUUAACAAACUAAUUUCUUACUCUUAACUAGAAUUAGAUGAACCAAACUGUUGCCAAGUUGCUGCACCUUAAAAGGACUUGCGUAUUGUUCACUCAUUGAUAAACUAUCAAGUCUUUGGAACUAUUAAUGCAAACAUUUGCAUUGCUUUUAGUAAUGAUUGGUAUCUUUGCUCCCCUAGAAUGCAUUA